This is a messenger RNA of Astrephomene gubernaculifera, 3404 nucleotides long. The record is from the annotation of a GenBank genome assembly. Lineage: Eukaryota; Viridiplantae; Chlorophyta; Chlorophyceae; Chlamydomonadales; Astrephomenaceae.
AAUUUGUAUAGGCUUCACUCCUUGUGACUCUUGUAGACGUUUCAACGCUAGACCCCCCGCCAAACAGCCAUGAGCCGGCAGGAUGUUCCCUUUGCGGACUCAGUGGACUGGACUCCUGAGCUUGUGGAAGCACAUUUCCUAACCUUCCUUGAUACGUACAAAGAGUCAGACGAAGAGGAGGAAGCUCACUAUGUUACUGUUUUGCGCGACGUCAAAGCCCAGGACAAGGGCACGCUCUACGUUCAUAUCGGCCACCUAAACGCUUACGAUCAGGGCCUUUGUUCCUAUGUUAUUGCUCAAUAUAAUCGCGUUGAGCCGACGCUACGCAAGUCGCUUCACUCUUUCAUUCGGACACAUGAGCCCGGCCUUGUCGAUGGCCCGGACUCUCGCGAGUACUACGUUGCCUUCGUCAGCGCAUGGCCUCAGCGCAUGCGUGACUUGCGGACCAGCAAGCUGGGACAGCUCACAGCUUUCUCCGGCACCGUCACGCGGUCAAGCGAAGUGCGGCCUGAGCUGCUCUACGGUGCCUUCAAGUGCAUGGAGUGCAAUACCAUCCACCGUGGCGUCCCCCAGCAGUUCAAGUACUCGCCCCCCAUCAUGUGCACUAACACCUCCUGCAACAACAGGAAGAGCUGGUCGCUGGUCCGCGAGCAGUCUGUCUUCUGCGACUGGCAGCGGCUGAAGGUGCAGGAGGCCGUGGAGGAGGUGCCCGCCGGCAGCCUGCCCCGCACCAUGGACGUGAUCAUGCGUCACGAGGCGGUCGAGACGGCCAAGGCGGGUGACAAGAUGGUGUUCACGGGGCAGCUGGUGGUGGUGCCGGAUGUGGCGGCGCUGGCAGCACCGGGGGAGAAGGUCCAGCUCAAGGAGGGAGGCGGCCGGCGGGAGGGCGGUGACGGUGUGGCCGGCAUGGGCAAGUCGGCGGGUGGCCGCGACCUGACGUACCGCGUCAUGUUCCUGGCGUGCGCUGGACAGCCCGCGGACAUGACCAAGGGCAUGGUGAACAUCCGCCCCGACGUGGAGGAGAGCAGCGAGGCCAUCAUUGCGGAGUACCACGACGGCGGCGAGUCCAUCCUGGCCAUGGCACGUGACCCGCACAUCUACCAGCAGCUCACCCGCAGCAUCUGCCCCUCGGUGUUUGGCCACGAGAACAUCAAGCAGGCGGUGCUGCUCAUGCUGUUUGGCGGAGUGCACAAGAAGACGUCGGAGGGCAUCAACCUGCGUGGAGACAUCAACGUGGCCAUCGUGGGCGACCCCUCGUGCGCCAAGUCGCAAAUCCUCAAGUACGUUGCGAGCUUCCUGCCUCGCGCCGUGUACACCUCGGGCAAGGCCUCUUCGGCCGCCGGUCUCACCGCCUCGGUCGUCAGGGAGCCGGAGAACAACGAGUUUGCAAUCGAGGCGGGUGCGCUCAUGCUCGCCGAUAACGGCAUCUGCUGCAUCGACGAGUUUGACAAGAUGGAUGUGAAGGACCAGGUGGCCAUCCACGAGGCCAUGGAGCAGCAGACCAUCUCCAUUGCCAAGGCCGGCAUUCAGGCCACCCUGAACGCCCGUGCCUCCAUCCUGGCCGCCGCCAACCCCAUGGGCGGGCGGUACGACAAGGCCAAGCCGCUCAAGUACAACGUGGCCCUGCCGCCCGCCAUCUUGUCUAGGUUUGACCUGCUCCACGUGAUGGUUGACGACACCACGGAGGCCACCGACGCACGCAUUGCGACCCACAUCGUCAACGUGCACCGCUACCAGCAAAACGCAUUUGAUGUGCCGUACGACACGGAGAGCCUGCAGCACUACAUCCGCUACGCCCGCUCCAUCAAGCCCGAGGUCACGACGGAGGCCCGCGCGGAGCUCGUACGUUCGUACAAGGAGCUGCGUGCUGACGACGCGGCGCCCGGCACCCAGUCGUCGUACCGCAUCACGGUGCGUCAGCUGGAGGCGCUGAUCCGCCUUUCGGAGGCCAUGGCGCGUGUGUACUGCGACAAGGAGAUCAAGCCGCAGUACGUCCGUGAGGCCAAGCGGCUGCUCCGCGCGUCCAUCCUCAAGAUCGAGCAGUCCGACACGCUCCUGGACGACGACCUGCCCCUGCCCGGGCUGCAGCGGCAGCCGGAGGAUGCGCCCGAGGCGCGCAUUGAGCGUGGCGAGGACAUCAACGGGGUGGAGAAUGAUGAGAACGCGCCGCCGGGGGCAGCUGUUGGCGCGAAACGCGGGGCUGACACACUGGCCGAGGACCGCCAGGCGAAGCGCAUGCGCGCCGACCCGGCUACGGCGGCGCCAGCGGACGGGGCGGCCAACGGUGGGGCGCCCGAUGGGGGUGCGGCCGCAGGCGCACCGCCCGCGAAGGAGCCCGUCCGCGUGUCGGCUCAGAAGUUCAAUUACGUCAAGACCAUGCUGGCGAAGAAGAUGCUGGAGGUUCGCGACCAGUACCUCCGGCAGCUGCCCACCGUGCGUCCCGAAGCGGACGGCUCCCAGCAGGGCGACGGCGGCGCUGCCCUGCCGGAGGGCGGCAUCCGCCAGGAGGAGCUGCUGCAGUGGUACCUGGACGCGGAGGCAAUGAAGGGCAAGAUUGCCAACCAGGAUGCCGCGCUGUUGGAGGUGGAGGUGGUGUCCAAGAUCAUCAACCACCUCAUCCGCAAGGGCGACACGCUGGCGGUCCUCAGCCGGCCCUCACGCAAGACCGGCGAGGAGGACUCGGCCUACCUGCAGCGCAUGCAAACGGAGCGGGUGCUGCAGCUGCAUGACAACUACGCGCCCGAUGACGAGUGAAGCGGUUGAAGAGGGUGGUGAUUACGACGGAGAGUGCUUAUUAUGGUGUUGAACGGCUGUUGCGGUUGGUGCCAGUGGGCGAUAGCGUCUUUGUGUGCUUUAUGAACACGUGCGGGGUUGGGGGGCACGGUGGAUGAGGCGUGAUUGCAGUAAUGGAGUGCUUCUGUUAGGGUAGGCUCGUUACAGGGUAGGUGCCAAAUGUACCCACUCUCCUAGAGGCUGUGUCGUACCGUAUUACACACGGGAUUAGGAGCUCGCUAGAUCUGCUCGGUAGAUCUGCGUUACCAGGUGUCUUCUCCAUUCUCAUCAUAGGUAGGCUUCUGUAGUUCUCCUGCAGUUAGGUUGUGUGCGCAGGUCGGUGCUGGCGGGCCAUGUCCCUCAUCGAACGUAACGCUUUGGCGCUCGGCUGCGGGUGCAAAGUAGCUGAUCAGAGGGGCAGUAGGCAGCCCCAGGGCUUCGCCCACAGAUAUUUAGAGAGUGGCAUAUAACAGUAUGUCCCCGCCGCAACCACGGCCUCUGCAGCAUUUGACUGUAGGCACUUACGUUAGCCAUUGGUAUGUAUUGGAUUGUAUGCGACCAUACAUGCAGCUUGGUUCGGCGCCCGCUGCGCAUGGACACGGGCAACGCCUUAUGUAACAAAUCACAUAUGG